AUGGAAGAUAAGAAGCAGAAAUCAAGUGAUCAUGGUCAUAAUGAUGAAUUCUCAAUAGGCAAAAGUGCUCAAGAAAGAGGGUUACCGUAUAUUCCUGAUUGUUACCUAAUACCUCCUUCCCAACGUCCGGAUGAGAACACCACCGAGACUUCUAAAGAUGUGCCAGUUAUUGAUAUAUCUGGUUUGCGCAGCACUCCUCACGAGAGGUCUCUCGUAGUAAAGGAUAUCGGUGUUGCUUGCCGACAAAAAGGUUUCUUCCAGAUCAUUAACCAUGGUAUUUCACAAUCCGUUCUGGACGAAGCUAUAACUGCAGCUUCCACUUUUUUUGAGUUGCCGAACAAGUACAAACAAGAAUUCAUGUCAAAUGAUGUUGCCAAGCCAGUGAGGUACGGGACGGGUUUGAAAGAUGGAUGUGACGUGGUUCAGUUCUGGAGGAUAUUUCUCAAACAUUAUGCACACCCGUUGGAAAAAUGGAUUCAAUAUUGGCCGUUAAACCCACCAGAAUACAGAGAAAAGAUGGCACAUUAUGCUGUAGACGUGAGAAACGUAGCAAUGGAAGUAAUGGGAGCUAUCACUGAAAGUUUAGGACUAGGUAACUCGUACAUGAGUGAAAAACUUGAGGAUGGAAUGCAAGUCAUGGCUGUCAAUUGUUAUCCACCAUGUCCACAACCGGAUCGUGUUCUAGGUUUACCACCGCAUACGGACUACAGCUGCAUAACAAUUCUUCUUCAAACUGGUCAAGGUCUUCAAGUUAUAUCAACAAAUGAGGAAGAAUGGAGACUCAUUCCCGAUGAUCACGGAGUUUUACAUGUUCAUGUUGGUGACUUUCUUGAGGUAUUAAGUAAUGGAUUAUAUAAGAGUGUUCUUCAUAGAGCUACUCUAAACUCGGAGAAAACAAGAUAUUCUAUCGCUAGUCUUCAUAGUUUGGGAAUGGAUGAAAAAGUGGAGACUGCAAAAGAACUAGUGGAUGAACACCAUCCUAAAGGAUAUAAAGGAAGUAGUUUCAGAGAUUUUCUUAAAUUUCUCUCUACUAAUGAUAUUGCUGAAGGAAGUAGCUUCAUCGAAAAUCUAAAGAUCAAAAGUUAG
Molecule: messenger RNA, 1086 nt
Organism: Papaver somniferum (opium poppy)
Lineage: Eukaryota; Viridiplantae; Streptophyta; Magnoliopsida; Ranunculales; Papaveraceae
Product: flavanone 3-dioxygenase 3-like
Exons: 3
Coding region: 1-1086 (361 amino acids)
Source: RefSeq, a predicted model, not a curated record